CUUAAGUGCCCGACUAUUAUCAGUAUUAUCCAUAUUAUUAUUAUUAUUAAUAAAUCAAUUGACACCGAUUUCGGGUCUACAUUUACCGCUACUAAGUCCGCCGUCCACGUCAAACAAGGGUACCGGCCAGACAUUGGGUCUGGGCAGUCAACGUCCGGUCAACAAAGACCCGAUAACUGGCCAACCGUGUCGUCCGAUUAGCACAGCUGACCAACCGUUGCUCGGUGUCGAUAUAGGAGGUUUGUUGGGCGGAGGUGGUGGUGGUGGUGGCCAAGGGUCGCAAAAAAACUUGCCACUAUGCACACAGCUGGCCAAACCGGUAUUCAGGCGAUCCUUUAGCAAUGUGACAGUAGUGGCCGGCAAGGAAGCCAUAUUCGACCCGUCCUAUAGCGGUAUACCCGUACCUUCGAUCCAAUAUUACCGAUCAGUAACGCCGAUAUUGGACGAUGGCCAGCGUGUGUCGAUUGAUGCCGAUAAUCGGCUACACAUUUUGCUGGCCAAUCGUUCCGUAGAUAAGGGCGUCUAUACAGUAGUGGCCAAAAAUAGCGUCGGCUUAGAUUCAAUCAACUUUGAGAUCGAAGUGCUAGACGUACCCAAACCGCCCGGCGGUCCAUUGGUGGCCAAUAACUUGACCUAUAAUUCGGUAGUACUGUCGUGGACACCGCCAUCGGAUACGGGAGGUCUCGAUAUUACUGAUUAUCUGAUUGAAAAACAAGAGUUACCAGAGUUGUCGUCGUCGUCAUCCAAAUUAUCGGCCGAACCCCAGUGGACACGGGCAACAAAAACCGGAAAAUUAUCAAAAACUAUUGGUCCACUGUCGACGGGACAAAGCUAUCGAUUUCGGGUAAUUGCCGUCAAUCCGAUUGGUUCGUCGCCGCCGCUGGUGCUCAACGAUCCGCCGAUAGUACCGCGCGGUCCGCCAUCGCCGCCGGUCAACGUACGCGUAGCCAAUCAUACGUUUGUAGCCGUAGUAAACUGGUCGCCGCCUAUCCAGGAUAACGGUUCGCCGAUUACCAGCUAUAUGGUCGAGAUUAGGGAACCGGCCACUGGUGGCGGCGACUGGUUGAUUGGCGCACAGGUUCCCGCCGCUACACUGGCAGCUAAUUUGGCCAAUGUUUUCGUCAAUAAAACCUACGAGUUUCGGGUGAGCGCUGUAAACCAAAUUGGCAAAAGCAAACCGUCCCGGGAGACACCGAAAAUAACUAUCCGGGACAAUCUGAAUGCGCCCAACAUUGACAUCAAACAAAUGCGCGACACAAACGUCGACCGCGGGUCACCCGUUAGGGUAUCGGCACCGGUAUCGGGCAAACCCGAACCGACAGUUGAAUGGCUAUUCAAUGGUAUAUCAAUCAAACCUAAUGAUAGCGGCAAUGUUCGGCUUAAGACUGAAGGCAAUUCGGCCACUCUGGCCAUCGAAGCGGCCGACAAACAGAAUGUCGGCGUCUAUACACUGGUGGCCACCAACAGUGCCGGCAACGAUUUGGCCACAUUCAGGUUGACCGUCAAUCAACCGCCCGGCCGGCCGUCAGGUGUACUGUCGAUCGAACCGAAACCGAUGUCACUGGAGUUGGCCUGCAAUCCGCCAGACGAUAACGGCGGACGACCGAUUACGGCCUAUGUGUUCAACAAAUUUGACAAUAAAACCGGCCAAUGGUUACCGCUGGCCAAUGUCCAGUGUUCGAAACCCGAUAUCAUCGGUUGCUGUUUGACUUCAAUUAAAAGCCCCACCAGCGAGGAUAUCGGUGCCCUAUACUCGGUGCAGGCCAUCAACUCAGUUGGCCAAUCCGAACGGUUAACUGGACGCGCGGGAACCGAACAACUGUCGGCGCCACAAAAUCUGACAGCAGUUUUGGACAAUAAAGGACGGGUAGUAUUGCAAUGGUUGCCACCGAUCAAUGCCGCCAAAACCAAUGCCAGUAGUCCUGUUGACAGCUAUUAUGUUGAACUGAAACAAUUACCCGACGGUCAGUGGCGUAACGCUAGCGUAGACCGUGAUUCGCCAGUGGCUACCAAUGCUGUCGUCGUCAUCGAUGUCUUGGCCAACAAUAACUAUACGUUUCGUGUUAGCGCUAACAAUGCCAAUGGUAUGAGUGACCCGUCAGAGCCCGCUCCCAGUGUCACCAUUACUAUAUCCAGUGUUCCAAUUAUUGACCGCAAAUCGGUCAGAGAUUAUACAGUAGACAAUGGCCAGAAUUUGCGUAUAGAAUUGCCAGUCAGCGGUACACCCGAACCGGACAUCGAGUGGCUGUUCAAUGGGACAGCAAUCGACGCAAACCGUACGCCGAACGUUGCGCUGACUGUCGACGACAAUCGAGCCGUACUGACCAUUCAAAGAGCCGACAAAUCGGCUAAUCAGGGCGUAUACGGUUUGCGGGCCAAUAAUACUGUAGGUACCGAUUUGGUUAGCUUUCGUAUUGCUGUACAGUUACCAUUAGAUACGCCGCCGGCCAUCUGUCCACCACUCGACACCGCAAGUAUAGUUGUAUCCAAUAUAACCAGUACUGCCAUACAAUUGCAAUGGAAACCAGUCGACUAUCGGGAAUACAUACUGUACUAUAAGAUUGAAGAGUAUAGUAAAGACUCAAAACUUUUGGACGUUUGGACAACGGUUGCCAACACUACCCAAACCGCUCACUGGCUAACUGGUCUAAUAUGUCAUUCGACACACAAAUAUCGGAUCAGUGUUACCGCUGGCCAGUUGUCGACGACGACGGCCACCACCACCACCACCACAAUACCCCAAUACAGCGAUACGGCAGCGAUAACCACCAACAUUGCUCAACCAUAUCCGGUCGGCGGACCCGUAAGAGCGUCGGAUAUCACUGACGACAGUAUUGUCUUACAUUGGGAAACGGUAGCCAACGAUUGCGGUUCACCCGUUAUCGGCUAUAAGAUAGAAAAACAGAUUAUGGGCGACAAUAGCUGGCAUUUUGUUGGCCAAUCGCGCAAUAUACUAGUGCGCGUCAAACACCUGAAUCCAGACACCAAAUACCGGUUCCGAGUUAUGGCAUUGAAUAUUGUCGGACCAUCCGAACCGUUGAUAUCCGAUUAUAUUGUCACCCAAUCGACGACUACAACGACAGCACGACUACCUCCUAAUAAUAAUGAUAAGUUAUUGUUGACAACAAUACCGGAUCCUGCUUGCGAUAAACAAGACAAGGUUUCGAUAACUAUACCGCCAAUGCCCACACCUACACAACCGACUAUAACAACUACAACAACACCAGAACCGACUACUACUACUACUACAACAACACCACAACCGACUACUACUUCUACAACAACACCACAACCGACUACUACUACUACAACAACACCACAACCGACUACUACUUCUACAACAACACCACAACCGACUACUACUACUACAACAACACCACAACCGACUACUACUACAACAACAACAACAACUCCAGAACCUACUACUACUACUACAACGACAACAACACCACAACCGACUACUACAACAACAACAACACCACAACCUACUACUACUACUACUACUACAACGACAACAACACCACAACCGACUACUACAACAACAACAACACCACAACCUACUACUACUACUACUACUACAACGACAACAACACCACAACCGACUACUACAACAACAACAACACCACAACCUACUACUACUACUACAACGACAACAACACCACAACCGACUACUACAACAACAACAACACCACAACCGACUACUACUACAACAACAACUCCAGAACCGACUACUACUACUACCACUACGACAACUACAUCGAAAUUAAUGCCACAAAAAGAUAAUAUAUUGUACUCACCAUCAAUACCGGCUCCUUCUUGCGAUAUAUCAAACAUUACUAAGAAUGAGGUAAUGAUUAAUUGGGCGCCACUAUACUGUCCGACUAACGGCACACUACCCAUGGACUAUGUAAUUGAAAAACAAUACGAUGGCCGAGAGAUGGAUCGAUGGACAAGUGUGGGUCGAUUGAAUAGAUCGUACGUCUGGAUCAACGAACUGAUGGCCAGACAUUUGAUCCGAUUUCGGGUAAAAUCAGUUGAUCCGUUGUCUGGCGCCGAAUCUGCGCCGGUAGAAACCGAUUGGGUAUUUCUCAACGACAACAACAACGAUUGUAAGUGUCGUCCGAUAGCCGGUCCAAUUGAACCGAAAUAUAUCGGCAAUAACUUGUUGGACAUCAAGUGGCAAAAGUCUACCCAAUCGGGUGUUCAGUAUAAGAUUGAAAAGUUUAAUAAACUUAUCUACCGUUGGGAACAACUGUCCACAAUCACUGAUAAUCAUCUAUUAGUAGGCAAUUUGGACAAACACAUCGACAAACUGUACCGAUUGAGUGUAACCAACAAUCGAUGUGAUUCGGUACCCGUUGAACUCAAAUUGCUAACUGUACCCGAACUGUCCAUCAAUCAGACGGCAAUAGGACCGAUCAGAUUACCCGAACAACCUGAGAUAAGUACGUUUAUUGUUGACGUACCCGACCAACAUUCGGUGAUCGGCAUCUGGCAAUCGGAGGGCACAAAUGUCUUUCCAAUACUACGUGAUCAGAGACAGUUGGAAAGUGUGACCCGAAAUAUGAGUCUAGAUUUUUGCAAAACACCGAUUGUACAAAACAAUAGUUCAAUAAUUAUACCGCCAAUGCCCACACCUACACAACCGACUACAACAUCGCAACCGACUACAAUACCACAACCGACUACAACAACCACAGCAACUCAAGAACCGACUACAACAACAACACCACAACCAACUACUACUACGACAACAACAACUACAACGACAACAACACCACAACCGACUACAACAGCCACAGCAACUCAAGAACCGACUACAACAACGACACCACAACCGACUACUAUUACGACAACUACAACGACGACAACAACAACACCACAACCGACUACUACUACAACAACUACAACGACUACAACACCACAACCGACUACAACAACAACUACAACGACGACAACAACAACACCACAACAGACUACUACAACAACUACAACGACAACAACACCACAACCGACUACAACUACAACAACGACGACAACAACAACACCACAACCGACUACUACUACAACAACGACGACAACAACAACACCACAACCGACUACUACUACAACUACAAUAACAACAACACCACAACCGACUACAACUCCUGAACCGUCUACUACUACUACGACAACUAAAUCGAAAUCAAGGCCACGAAUAGAUAAGUUAUUGAAGUCAUCAAUACCACCAAUAGAUAAGAUAUUGUAUUCACCAACAAUACCGGCUCCUUCUUGCGAUAUAACAAACAUUACUAAGAAUGAGGUAAUGAUUAAUUGGGCGCCACUAUACUGUCCGACUAACGAUACACUGCCCAUGGAGUAUGUGAUUGACAAACAAUACGAUGGCCGAGAAAUGGAUCGAUGGACAAGUGUGGGUCGACUGAAAAAAUCGUACGUCCGUAUCAACAAACUGGUGGCCAGACAUUUGAUCAGAUUUCGGGUAAAAUCAGUUGAUCCGUUAUCCGGUGCCGAAUCUUUGCCGGUAGAAACCGAUUGGAUAUUUCUCAACGACAACAACAACAACGAUUGUAAGUGUCGUCCGAUUGACGGCAUAAUUGAACCGAAAUAUGUUGGCCACAACUCGUUGGACAUCAAGUGGCAAAAGUCUACCCAACAGGGCGUCCAUUAUAAGAUUGAAAAGUUCAAUAAACUAACCUAUCGUUGGGAACUACUAUCGACUAUCGAUGACAAUCAUCUAUUAAUCGACAAUUUGGACAAACAAGUGGAUAGACAGUUACGAUUGAGUACUACCAAUAACCAGUGCGAUUCGGUACCGGUUGAAUUCAAGCUGCUGGCUAUACCCGAUCUGUCCAUCAACGAAACUAUUGGACCAAUCGAAAUGGCCGAACAACCCGAUGUUCGUACCUAUGUUGUCGACGUACCCGAUAUACAAUCGGUAAUCGGUAUUUGGCAAUCCGCGGGUACCGAUGUACGACCUAUACUCAGAGAUCGGGAACAAUUGAAGACAAUGGCCCGACAUCUUUGUCUAGGUUUAGAUCAGUCAGCUAAGGCCAGUCCAAAAGGUGCCGACAGCGUCGGCGGUACCGAACAAUUUAAUUUCCAAUAUAAUGGACCGAAAAUUGCGAAACCAAUCUUACCAUCGAUGCCUAAAUCAAUGGCUUUUGAUUUUGAAGAGUAAACCAACAAAAAAUUUAAGACAAAAUUGUUUUUUUUGUAUUUUUU
Oppia nitens is the source of this 6222-nucleotide messenger RNA. Its product is annotated as mucin-3A-like. NCBI's taxonomy places the organism in Eukaryota, Metazoa, Arthropoda, Arachnida, Sarcoptiformes, Oppiidae. The record is from RefSeq and is a predicted model, not a curated record. The coding region runs from base 1022 to 6178 and encodes 1718 amino acids. Gene Ontology annotation, molecular function: protein binding. The transcript is spliced from 9 exons.